Messenger RNA from Nomascus leucogenys (northern white-cheeked gibbon), 866 nucleotides. RefSeq lists its product as uncharacterized. The coding region runs from base 113 to 577 and encodes 154 amino acids. The transcript is spliced from 3 exons. Lineage: Eukaryota; Metazoa; Chordata; Mammalia; Primates; Hylobatidae. The record is from RefSeq and is a predicted model, not a curated record.
AGUAAGAAGCCUUUCCGCCUUCCUACUCUGUAACCCUGCUUUUCGUUUCCUGUGUGUCCUUUCAGAGCUCCUUUUGCUUUCAAAAGCAAAUACAAAUACGGGCAGCUUCUGAAUGGAUGGCCAAGUGACUCUGGAGCUUCCGCGCUGUGUGAGGGCUGGGCUGUCCCUGUUCACCCUCAAACCCAGGCUGCAGCCACCGCACGGGAGAAGAUGGUUCAGACUGCACCUCUACCCUAACUCAGCACGCACAGCUGUACCGUCAGGGGUUGCAAACCAAUAUCUCUCAGGGCCUUCCUGGAAGCUGCAGCUGGACUUCCUUUGUACUCCAGGGGAGCAUCCCGGGAGGCCCAGGUCGGGGCUGCUGGAGGGUCCCUGGGCUCUGGGGGACAGAAGAACAGGGAGGAAGAAUCCAGAUGUGGCUCACUGGGCUCUGUGGAUCUGGCACUGGAACAGCUGUCCAGGCUUUGGGGCCCCCGACACCCCUGCUGCUCUCCCUCAGGCCCCAGAUCUGCUUGGGCCCCCAGUGGGCAACUGUUCUGUGCUGGUCCACCACAGGGAAAUAUUCUGGUGGAGGUAAGCUCUGCCCUUUUCUCAGAGAGCCCUGGCCAGGCCUGGUAGACAAAUUCCAGGCCAAGCCAUAGGAUUUGGACACUGGGGCUACAGGAGUUCAAGAAAGAGGAAUAAAGAAGCAGCCCUGAGUAUCAGUCAGUGAAUGUGGCCUGACAUUGGCAGAUGGCUUUAGCACAGGCUUCCUGGAGGAGGAGGAGGGAGACUGCACUGAACGGGUUUCUGAAGCUUGUGCCCUGAUGCCAAGCAUACCACCACAUCACUUACAGGAUGUGCAACUAUAAACAAGGGAAUUUGCC